Messenger RNA from Akanthomyces muscarius, 1656 nucleotides. RefSeq lists its product as uncharacterized. Gene Ontology annotation, biological process: proton motive force-driven ATP synthesis; proton transmembrane transport. The record is from RefSeq and is a predicted model, not a curated record. Gene Ontology annotation, molecular function: ADP binding; proton-transporting ATP synthase activity, rotational mechanism; ATP binding. Bases 1 to 1656 code for a protein of 551 amino acids. The transcript has 5 exons. Lineage: Eukaryota; Fungi; Ascomycota; Sordariomycetes; Hypocreales; Cordycipitaceae.
AUGUUCCGCAACGCUCUCCGUCAGUCGACGCGCGCUGUCGGCGCCGUCAGUGCUGCCAGCCGAGUCUCCGUCCGAAAUGCCGCACCCGUCGUCAGCUCUAUCCAGGCCCGUACCUACGCCGAAGCCAAGGCCUCUCCCACCGAGGUCUCUUCCAUUCUCGAGCAGCGCAUUCGUGGUGUUCAGGAGGAGAACAACCUCGCCGAGACUGGCCGUGUCCUGUCAAUUGGUGAUGGUAUCGCCCGUGUCCACGGUCUGGCCAACGUUCAGGCCGAAGAGCUUGUCGAGUUCGCUUCUGGCGUCAAGGGCAUGUGCAUGAACCUCGAGGCCGGUCAGGUUGGUGUCGUCCUGUUCGGUUCCGACCGUCUCGUCAAGGAGGGCGAGACUGUCAAGCGUACCGGUGAAAUUGUGGAUGUCCCCGUCGGUGUUGAGAUGCUUGGUCGCGUCGUCGACGCUCUCGGCAACCCCAUUGACGGCAAGGGCCCUAUCAACACCACGAAGCGCCGCCGUGCUCAGCUGAAGGCCCCCGGUAUUCUGCCUCGCAAGUCUGUCAACGAGCCUGUCCAGACCGGUAUGAAGUCGAUUGACGCCAUGGUCCCCGUUGGCCGUGGCCAGCGUGAGUUGAUCAUCGGUGAUCGUCAGACCGGCAAGACUGCUGUCGGCCUCGACACUAUUCUCAACCAGAAGCGCUGGAAUGACGGCUCUGAUGAGAAGAAGAAACUCUACUGUGUCUACGUCGCUGUCGGCCAGAAGCGUUCUACUGUCGCCCAGUUUGUCAAGACACUUGAGGAGAACGAUGCCAUGAAAUAUUCGGUCGUUGUUGCUGCUACUGCUUCUGAAGCUGCUCCUCUGCAGUACAUUGCUCCCUUCACUGGUGCCUCAAUUGGUGAAGAGUUCCGUGACACCGGAAAGCACUCUCUUGUGAUCUACGAUGAUCUGUCGAAGCAGGCUGUUGCUUAUCGUCAGAUGUCUCUGCUGCUCCGUCGUCCUCCCGGCCGUGAGGCUUACCCCGGUGACGUCUUCUACCUGCACUCUCGUCUUCUCGAGCGUGCUGCCAAGCUCAACGACAAGCACGGUGGCGGUUCCAUGACUGCCCUGCCCAUCAUUGAGACCCAGGGUGGUGAUGUCUCUGCCUACAUUCCCACCAACGUCAUUUCCAUUACCGACGGUCAGAUCUUCCUCGAGUCCGAGCUCUUCUACAAGGGUAUCCGUCCCGCCAUCAACGUCGGUCUUUCCGUCUCUCGCGUCGGUUCCGCUGCCCAGCUCAAGGCCAUGAAGCAGGUCGCUGGUUCCCUGAAGCUUUACCUGGCCCAGUACCGUGAGGUCGCUGCCUUCGCCCAGUUCGGUUCCGAUCUGGAUGCCGCUACCAAGCAGGUCCUGAACCGUGGUGAGCGUCUCACUGAGCUCCUCAAGCAGAAGCAGUACUCCCCCAUGGCCGUCAACGAGAUGGUUCCUCUCAUCUUCGCUGGUGUCAAUGGUUACCUCGAUAACGUCCCUGUCGACCGCGUUCUCCAGUGGGAGGCCGACUACCUGACUCACCUCAAGACCAACGAGUCUGAGCUCCUCGCCACCAUUGACAAGGAGGGUGCUCUCAGCAAGGAGCUUGAGGCCAAGCUCAAGGACGUUACGCAGUCCUUCAUCAAGAGCUUCCUCAACUAA